Molecule: messenger RNA, 4680 nt
Organism: Botrytis deweyae
Lineage: Eukaryota; Fungi; Ascomycota; Leotiomycetes; Helotiales; Sclerotiniaceae
Exons: 2
Coding region: 1-4680 (1559 amino acids)
Source: RefSeq, a predicted model, not a curated record
AUGUUUGGAAAUAGACGGAGAAGAGCCGUUUCGAAUCCGCCAGUAAAUUCAAAUGUCAACGCAUCUGCCGCGACCGCCGCGGCACAGGCAUUUCUAUCUUCUCAAGCAUCAAAUACUUCCUUGUCUUCCGCUGCAGCAGCUGCCGCGUUACGAUCCAGACCAACAACGCCUACUUCGGUCGCAGAUAUUCAAACCAAAAGGACAAUUCGGAGAAACGGUUCAACCUCUUCUGCUGGAAGUUCUGUAGGUGGUUCCGUACGUGGUCCACCAGGUUCGACCCUUGUGAGAAGAGGAAGUUCCGGUUCGAUGACUGAACGAACUUUUCGGGAAUCUUCGCCAGUUCCAAGUGCAUAUGAUGCGCCGCCUGUGCCGGCCAUUCCGCAAAAUAUCACAAAGGCUGGUGGGAAGACGUCACGAAGAUCUGCAAGUAUGGAUGCACCUGGAUUGAGAAUCGCAUCACCACCUCCAAACAAAACUGGUGGGAGAGGUUCGAGUCUUGGACCAUCAGCGACAGCAUCGCGUGGGUCGGGUCCAAGAAACCCAAGUUUAUCCAGUGUAUCUGAGAUGAAUGGGGAGAGUAGAGGGUCCGUCAAUUUUUCCUACCCUACGAGUACAAGGCCAAUGUCUCCUGAACAAAGACGGCUAACAUGUUCUGCAAGCUUAAGUACAAGCCCAAGGAUUGUUUCGCCACAUAAUCAAAAUCUAGUAUACGAUCCAAAUACCAGACGCUUCUUACCGCUAGCGGAUAUUCUAGCUAUCGAGCAAAGAUUGAAUGGAAUUGCUAAUGCUCCAGUUAAAAAGAAGAAACGAAAUCCGCCUGCACAAGGUACUCAUCUCGCAGCUGCUUCGGUGGGUGGAAGGAUAAAGGGCACCGCGGUGGAUGCAAUGGAAAGGGCAUCAAACACAUCAACCACACAACAAUCGAUAUCACAACCUUCCCAGCAGCCCAUGCCACAAUCUACCCAGCAACCCGUAUCACAGCCCACUCAGCAAUCCAUAUUACAGCCUAUACCAAAACCUAAUAAUCAACCGAAAUUACCCCCCGCGCAAGUCGAAACUUCUUGGGAAAAUCCCCUAUCUAUACCUGUCUCGGAAUCAAAUACUCAGCAAAAAUCUCUUACAGUGACAGCUCCACCAAGGAAGAAAAAAAAGCGCGUUAUCAUUACCGAUUCUGAUAGUGACCAGGCAUCAAUCCUACCAAACUCGUCUGCUGAUGAAAGUGACGUACCAUCACAUGGUUAUAAAACUCGAGCAGGCGCCAUCUUGGCGAAAAAGCCAUCAGUUGUACGUGAGGAUAGAGAAAGAGAGGAGAAAGAAGAUGAUUCACCGUUGCGCUCUGGAAAUGUAGGGCUUUUGGAGGAUCGCAUUGAACCUACCAGAACUAUAUCACCAUCUCCUUUGCCUCGGUCAUCUGCCGGUAGGGGACAUGGUCGAGCGCAAUCGUCAGCAAAUUAUGCGCAAGAACGCCAGCAUACCAGAUCUGCAAGUCAACCUCCAAUGACAUCUGUUGCCGCCCCUUCGUUAAAUGAAGAAUCUCCUCGUGGUGGUCGUGUCCAAUCCGUGAGUCCUGCGAGAACUCCACAUUUUAUGGCGACCCCCGAAACCUUGACGGUUAGGCACCAGCCACCUCCCAGAUCUGUAUCUCCACGAAAAUCAGCCUUGAAACAUUCUUCUAUGUCUUCCAUUGAAGCUCGAGGACCAUCACCAUCUGACGGAGGUUCUUUCCGGCUUAGUGAGGUUUCUAAUGAUGAGGAACAGCCAAGAAAGAAAGGAAACAGAGUUAGCUUUGAUGAGGGAAACAAUGUUGUAUUGGGUCAAUCGACAACCUUACCUUCUGGUUCACCAAUGGUUCCGAGUCCGCAGGUAAAGCGUAGCUGGUUUAAUAUUGGUCGUGGGAAGAAGAAGGACAUACAUGCUACAGAUGAAGAUGACGACGAAGUAAUGAAACCAAGGCCAGCUCUUCCAUCCUUUGGGAGUGUGAGGGAAAGAAAGACUCAUCGAGAGACAGAAGAACGAGUUCUAGUCAGACCACCAGAGCAAGUAACUACUAUUGCUCCUGUCACUUCUCCUACUUCACCGUUGUUCACUUCUCAUAUGGGAGAUGUAUUGGAAUUCCCCAUGGGACAAUCAAAUGAUCAUGUCGCAGGUUCACUACUCGCUCAUGAUGCCACUUCGAAAAAUGCAGCAAACAUUUCGAAAUCUCGCGAGCCUCUACCUCCUGAUGUCACAUCUUUGGAAGGGACCGGGGAAAUUUCAGAUGCUAGCAGUACGUAUAGCUUAGAUAAUAAUGCUAUCGGUAUUGCUAGAAGUAAUAGUGUGAGAGUUGGGCCAGAAGAUGGACAUGCUGAUACAUAUCGAGAAUUGGCAAGCCCAACGAAAGAUCAAUUUGAGGAUCACGAAUUGAAUGAAGAUAUUCCCGAAAUUGCUGUUCAAAUGCCUACUCCAACUCCAGAAGGCACACAAUCAAGAGAAUGGCUGGACAUGCCUGGUGGGUAUAGGGGUUCAGGAAGCUCUACUUCGAGUUAUGUGGAUCAACCCAAGGAUGAGGUUCACACUGCUACUGAGAAUGGUAUUAUUGGCACAGCUCUUUCGCCUACUUCCGAAACAGCAAAUUCAACAAAUGGUACCUCGAACUUAUCGGAGUUUGACGAUAGUACCAGAACAAGUUCGGAAGCUCAUCCUGCACCAAUUUUUGAAGAGUCGGAUGAGUCUGAAAACGACAGUAUAUAUAGUGAUGCUGCUGAAGAGUUUGAGACGCCAGAUGAUGGUGGUUUUAUGUCUUUGGAUGCUGUGGUAGAAAGUCCUGUAUCGGCAACUGCUAUACUAGCAUCUGAGCCAGACAGCCCAAGAACUAAAUUGGCGAAAGAAAGAGCAUAUAUGUCAAGUCAAUUGCAAAGAAAGUCAAGUGAACCAGAUCCAGAAGAAGGAUGGGAGAAAGCUCAGCAAUACUGGAAAAAUUUGUCAGUGGACAGGAAGAAGCAAUUGGAGCUAGAUGCAUUUAAGGUGACAGAUGAAGAAGAGGGAGAAGAAGUGACGCCAGCCCCAAAGCCAAAGAAAAUGAAAAAGAAAUCGGUAACAAUACAAUCGCCUACCUCUCCUAUCAUGCAAACAAUGCAACAAUCGCCAUUUCCACAAGUUCAAAAGCAGUCAAAUAAGGAGAGAAGUUACAUGAUUCAACCAGGAUCAAAAGCAGGCCCCAAUGCUCACGGUCAGACAACUAUGCGAUCAUCUAUGAGAGCGGAACCUCCUCAUGCGGAAUCAGAUGUUCACAUCAGACAAUCUAUGAGAGGACCUGGUUCAACGAAGGGAGCAACUCAAAAUGGAACAGCUCAGCAUAAUGGAAUACUUCAGAAGAAACAAAGACCUGUUUCUCUUCCUCCUGCUAAGACUCAAGCAAGUACUCAAGCUGUAAAUCAGCAACUUCGACUUAUUCAGGGUGCUGCUGCCACUGCUACUUCGCCCAAUUUUCAAAGAAACAGUGCAACAGUAGCACCAGCUCUCCUACGACGUAAAUCAUCUGGAGAUAGUGAUACUAGUUUCAAACGUGCUAGACCUGCAACAGAUGGAAUAAGUAUGAGACGUUCUAUGCGUCGUGAAAGUGAUGUAUCAUCAAAUGGUCGUCAACAAUCUCCUCUAAACUCAAGUCGAUUUAGUCUUCGAUCAUCAUCACCUGGUGGACCUCCUGCUGUGACUAUGCGAGGAACAAUGCGAAGUUCUUUAAGAGGAUCUAAUGAUUCUACUGCUCGAGCAAAAUCUCCAAUCAGAAUACCUGGAUUCGGUAGAAGUUCAUCAGCUAGACCAGCUCCAAAACAAAAGUCAACUCAACGAUCAAGUCGAUUUGCUGAUUCGAGUGAUGAAGAUGAACCUCGUGCUGGAUUCAGAAGUCGCUUUGUGGAUUCAAGCGAUGAAGAUGAACCUACACCUAUAGCUCCUAUAGUCGCACGACCAAUAUCAUCACGUGGUACACCAGUUCGAAGUAUACCAAAACCUAUAGGGUAUCAAGAUGGAGAUUCUUCUGAUCUUCCAGAUAGUGAUGAUGAGAGUCGACCUGCCACAGCUAAGAGUUUAAAUAAAUCCAAACCAAAUGGCAAUAGACCACCAUCUCGAAAUACGACAGCAGCAUCUGGAGAUUUACAGAGAUCAGGUUCAGGUCGUGGACUAAUCAAGGUCGGCAAUGGACAAAUCACACCGAUUACUCCUCCUAGACCACAGGAUGCUCGACGUGGAAGUAUUUUAUCUAUUUUUAGGAAAAAACAAGAUCCGAAUAGUAAAGUCAGGAAGUACAAUGGAGAAAGUCCGGCUAGGAGAGAUACACAUUUGGAGAGAAGUAAGGAGGAUCUUGAAGCUAUUAAGAGACCGGAAACUCUUGGUAAAUCUGAUUCUCCGAGAGUUUUGAAAAAGAAUCCCAGACAAAAUAGUGGAUCUUGGCCUUUGGCUGAUGAUACGGGAAUCAAAGUACCUUUUGAAGAGGGUAGACCGUUUUCUGCGGAUACAGGAGCAGGAAUUGUAGGAGGUGAAAAUAAAGAAGUUGUUGCGGAAUUGAAUGGAAGACCAGAGGUUGGGAAUCGAAGAUUUACGGCUACGGGGUUGAGUGAUGUGGAUGUUAUGGGGCAAGGAGGAAGUCCGAGAAGAAAGAAGAAGUUUCAGGUUUUGAGAAAGAUGUUUAGGUUGGAAGAUUAG